Prorocentrum cordatum is the source of this 524-nucleotide messenger RNA. The record is from the annotation of a GenBank genome assembly. NCBI's taxonomy places the organism in Eukaryota, Dinophyceae, Prorocentrales, Prorocentraceae.
CCACCGCCUGCCCCCCCCUUUGCCGCGCCCCGUCGCGCCGCAGGCCGCAGUACCAAGAUGUCCUUCGCUGCCGGCCUCACGAAGAUCACGAAGAAGAAGAAGACCGAGCAGUCCGAGAGGACGGGCGUGGCCAAGAUCUGGACGGACUACGAGGCCAGGCUGCUGGACCAGGCCGUGGAGCUCUUCAAGCAGCGCUGCGUCCGGGAGGCGGAGCAGCAGAGGUGCGAGGCGACCGUCUCGUUCGAGGUGCUCUCGCGGGAGAUCGAGGACUUCCCGAAGCGCGUGCUCACGGACUCCACCUACUUCGUGGCCUCCUGGGGCGAGGGCGUCACUGCGGAGUCCUGGUUCUACGCCGUGCGCGGGGCGACGGCGACCUUCUCGGCGGGUGCGCCGAUCCUUCUGGCGGAGGUGCUGCAGGGGAUGCUGCCGAAGUUCGUGGAGAGGGUCAAGGCCCGAGGGCCGUGGUCGGCUGCCACCGAGAGCCCGCGGGCUGCGGGAGGGGCGGGGGGGCCAGCGGAGCAGCC